AUGGCGAGCGUCUUCACCGAAUGGUUUCAAAAACUCUUCGCUCCCAACGACGAGGGCAAGGGCAAGGGCGGCGGCAGCGCGGGAACGCCGGCCGCUGCGGCGGCCGGCAGGGCGGCCGGCAGGGCGGCUGGUGCUUCCGGCGCGGCCUCUGCUGCCGGGAAGGGCGGCAACGAAAAGGGUGCUUCGGACGGAGACGAUGUGCGGUCUAACAUAACCUCUGUCGCAACGAGCGACGGCGCGAGACCCUCGUCCCCCUCCUCGGGACAAGCCUCCAGCGCCGCGGCUGCGGCUGCGGCCCAGCGGCAUCUGGGCGCUGCUGCGGGCACCGCUCCCGCGGAGACGGAGGCAAAGCAACAACACAUCUCUUCAUCCAACGAUGGCGUCGGCGUCAAGCCCCCCGCCGCGCCCGAGGAAGCACCGUCCUUCGGGGGCGGGGAAGGACCGGUGCAGCAACCACGGCAACCCUUAACGGACAGGUCGUCAGCAGCAGAGGGAGCUGGGCUGGGAGCGCAAGCUGCUGGUGCUGCAGCGGCGGGGGCAGAAGCGGCGGCGGCGGCCGGGGCUGGGAGGGAGCAGGCGAAGGCGACCGCUCCGCUUAGGAGGGAUGGCAGCGGCGGCAGCGGCAGCGGCGGCGGCGGGGGGGGGAGGGGGUCGGCCAGCAGAUCGACCAGCCCGUCCCGGACGGCGGCUUUGAGCGUGGGCUCGGACGACGGAGAGGAGGAAAACUUGUACACGGCGGGGACGCACCAGGGCGCGCGGCCGUCGAUCGAUGACUUCAGCUCCCUGAGGGUGCUCGGGAAGGGCUCUUACGGCAAGGUGGUUUUGGUUAGACGCAAGAACACCGGCGUGCUGUACGCGAUGAAGAUCCUCAAGAAGGGCGACGUGGUUCGGAAGAGGCAGGUGGAGAGGACGAAGAUCGAGAGGAGGGUCCUCGGUAACGUCGAGCACCCCUUCCUCAUGCGCCUGCACUACGCCUUCCAGACGGACAACAAGCUGUACCUCGUGCUCGACUACUGCCCCGGGGGCGAGCUGUUCUUCCACCUGAGCCGGUACAAGCGGUUCCCGGAGGGAGUGGUGCGGUUUUAUGCGGCGGAAUUGGUCCUGGCGUUGAAGCACCUCCACGACAACAACAUCAUUUACCGGGACAUCAAGCCCGAGAACAUACUCCUGGACGCAGACGGACACAUCAAGCUUGGAGACUUCGGCCUGGCGAAGGACAACGUAUCGGACUCGACGUUCGGGGCGCAGUCUGUGUGCGGCACACCGGAGUACAUGGCCCCGGAGGUGAUCAACAAGGCCGGGCACGGCACGGCAGUGGACUGGUGGGGGCUCGGCAUGCUCAUGUACGAGAUGCUGACGGGCCUUCCCCCGUGGUACACGAAAGACAGGCAGAAGCUCUUCGAGCGGCUUAGGGGGGCGCCCCUCGUGAUUCCCAAGAACGUGUCGGCCCCGUCGGCAGGCAUCAUCGGCGGCCUGCUGACGAGAAAUCCGUCCAAGAGGCUGGGCACGCUCGGAGCGCUGCAGGUGAUGAACCACGACUUCUUCAGGGGCCUCGAUUGGGCCGCCCUGCUGGCGAAGCGCAUUCCGGCCCCCCUUAACCCGUGCCGCAACCAGAGACAGGGGUCCGAGUCGACGCACAACUUCGACCCCCAGUUCACCCGCAUGCCCAUCGACACCAUGGCCUUGGGCGGCGGGAUAGUUUCCCCGGGGCCGGACGGGCACUUCGACGGUUUUACUUACGAGGUUCCGGGGGUGAUCCUGGAAGGCGACCGGUGAAAUUUUGCGAAAUACAAAGGGGGGGGGGGGAGGACAUAUGCUUUUGUUUUUUGUCCCUCUUUUUUUGAUAGGUGUGCAUGCUUGCGUAUCCAAGAAGGAGGGUGUCUGUUUUCUUCUUGCCGUUUCUCUCUGUCUGACUCGUGGAAUUGUUUCCCCACCAGCCGCCGCCGCCACCACCGCGCGGGUGUGUUGAGCGCGUGUUCUGAGAAAAACAAAAGAAGAGGGAUCGAUAGACCAACCGGAACCAUACAGGUGUUGCUGAAGGGCUGCUGGCUCAACUACUGUCCGUUUUCAGCUGGAUGUUUUCGGCUGGAAUUUUCCUGGGUUGGAGUGCUGUUAGAGGCGAUUUUUUGUUCUGUUUGUUUGCCCGUUCACCCGAAAAGUUUUUUUUUUUGCCGCAGAUGGAUGUGGUUUGGGUCGGCGGUGAUCGAUGAUUUUCCCUCAAGAACUGAAGAAGAAAGGAAGGCUCGUAACAAAUCAAAGGAACACAUGAACAAAUGAACAAAUCCAACGCUUUUUCCGGGAGUGGUUUCUGUGUUCUCUGCAUACAGGCUUGGGUUGGAGGGGGUUGGAGGGGGGGGGGGGGGUACGUGGGUGGUUGGAGGGGGUUUGCUUGCUUUGUCCGCCGACCGACGCGCUCUGUACGUGUGCGUGUGUGUGGCGUUCAGAGCUGAGGAAGAGGUUCGGUACGAAGUGAUGGGUGCUUGCCUUUGUGUUCCGAGUUGUGUACGACGUGUGUUCCCGCUGCUGUUGUACAGCUAGGGUUUCCUCACGAGCUGGCAGGCUUUUUUCGCGCGUGGGGAGCUGUCGUUUGGCGACGGAGCGGCAGCGAGAGGUCGGGAAGGCACCGGCAGUGGGGGCUUCCACCUGUCUGUCUUGAGGCUGUCCCUGGGGUGCUAUGAGGCGAUGGCCACGCUCUCACCGAAAGCAAGGCGGGUCGAGGGAGGGGUCGAGGAGUAGUCUGUUGUGUACUCAUACUUGUUGCUUUUCGAGCAUUUAUCCUCGCAUCUCUGACGAAGGAUCCAGGAUCUCUCCGAGUCCAAGAAGGGCGACCUGCAACGGUUUUGAUGUCUUUGUUUUUGUUCCGGAUUCGGGGGGCAUUACACAUUUCCUAGAUAUGUAUAUGUCAUAAUCGAUGCAUCUCGCAUGCAAUCAAGCAGGGAUAGUGUCGGUUGCUUACCAUGGGCGAUCACCAAAGCAGUAGGGGGAAGGUUACUGGCCCCCGUUUAGGGGUAUGCAGCAGCAGUAGCAACAGUAGCGGCAGCGGAGUGAGUGUCGACUGCAUAGCCUGUGCCCGCGUGCGCUUUGUUUUCAUCGUUGUUGGGGAGAAAAGAAAAAGGGGACGGUUUAUGCCAUCGAUGUUUAGAGGAGUUCAUCCCUUUUCGUGCUCUGGUCUCUCUUGUCUCUGUCUCUCGCUUGCUCGCUCGCCGCGGGAAAUUUCCAAGAAAUUUCGCCCGCUCUGCGCGACGUGAUUCCUGUCGUAGGUGUUCUCUCUCGGCUGUCGGAAGUGAAAACUGUUCUUUGCUGAAUUCGAAGACCGUACCCUGAUGAGGCCGGGGAUAGCUAGGGAGGAUGGGGAAAGAGGAGGAGAAUUAGAAAUGUCUCGAUCAAGCCCAAGGCUUGCUGUCGGUGGGUGUGCGGACCGGUGUUCGAGUGUGAGGCGUGGCGAACGAAAUUGUGUUUGUUGUUGUUGCACAGCGACCGGUUGGUCUCGAAGCGUGCCAGGGCACGCCUUUCUCCGAACGAGCAACAGCACGUUUAGUGGCGGAGGAAAGCGACUGCUGCUGCUGUUGUUGCUACUGCUGCUGCUGCUGCUGCUUCUUCGCGUAUGAUGGCAUCGGAACCGUCUCGCAGGGACCACACGCGUUUGGUUGUGGACGCAAACGGCCAGCUGCGUGCUUGCAGGGUGUGUGUGUGUCCGGUCUUGUCGUCCAAGAUGGAGAGAGGUCGUGACUCAUGUGCCGUGCGACCGGGCAAAAGAGGGGCUUACGUGGGACUAGUGUUUUUGGUUGUUGGGGGUGGUGGUGGUAGUGCUAUCUUUGUUGUUGGUGGUGAUGAGAGUAGUAGACGUGGUGGUAGCAGGUGGUUGCGGCGGUGGCGGCGACGGCUGUGUGCAGUGAUUGGAUUUGAUUGGUUGAAGUUGACGACGGUCUUCUUCUUGCCCUCUUAUCUCGGCCGCCGCGAGAGAGCAAAGAAAAGGAAUACGCGCGCGUGAUGAUCUCAGUUGUUGCCUGUUUUUUUGUUUUUUUACUUAUAGACUUUCCGUUUCCAAACCUGACCUGCUCCCCAGAGGCAGCAGCGAGACGGCAGGGUCGCGCUCGAGGACGCGCUAUCUAUUGCGUUGUUUAUUGUUGGAUCACGUUUGGAGAAUCCGCCACGACUUAUGUUUCGGGCUGAUGACUUUCUCUCUCAACUCGUCGGCAAGAUUUUCCACGCACGGAAACGGCAACCAGCGGUUGCGACGGAAGUACAAAGUAUCGAGGUCGUGGUGUGAGCUCGACGUGGUACAAGAACGCGGAGAAGUCAUGCGUUUAACGUACGUCGAAGAGUGUCGUGCUUUUGGGCGAGAAAAUUGCGCGUUGAUGCUGCCGGACGGUGUUUAGGUCGACUUCGCCGCGACUCUUCGGCUUCUCUUCAUGCUCGGUAGGUCCGCUCGAAUUUAGUGUCCUUCUUCUCUUUUGGGAUUUCUUGCUGCGGGAGGCGUUUUUUUUGUUUUGUUUUGGUGUAUCUUCUAGCGGCCGCUAUCUGCUGCCCGCCACGCGCAGCAGCGGCAGCACUUGCGUCUGAUGUGGGGCAGCGACGCGUCUCUCUUCGGGGGCGUUGUUCAGGGCGGCUAAUGUAUACUGUUGGCCCGGGGAAGGACUCCCAUAAGCGGUUGGGGGUGCCGUGUGUGGUGUCGGAUCUUGAUUUGGUCUGUCGUGCUGCGUUUCUCUUUUUCUCGAAACGGGCCAGCCAGCCAGCCAGCCAGCCAGCGGUCGGCUGUGUCGCGCUCGCUCGAAGUUUAGGAAGCUUGUCGCCGCCGCAGCGGCCCGGCGCCCCGCCGAAGCGUUGGGGGGUGGUCAUUCCGAGUACUGCUGUUCUCACUCGGUGUGACCUCUUCUCACUCGGUGUGACCUCUUCGUUCUUCUUGCAACAAAGACCAAAGUUCCAAAUUUUGAGCAAAUUCAUGACCACCGGAAGAUUGAUGCACGUACGGUGUGCAUGUGUAGUUGUAUUCCCUAGCCGUGGGGGGGGGGGGCCCCCCCCCCCCCCCCCCCACGCCCCUCCCGUUUAAUCCCCGCUGCGACUUCGAUAUGCACGUGCCGCAAUCUGCUUGCUGCGUGCGCGUUUUGGUGUUCUGUUGUGGUCCUUGUGAGACACGAUGAGGCGGUGGCGGUGAAAGUUGACGAGACCACCUCCAAACCACAGAAGAAGAAGUGGGCCCCGAUGUUGUGGUGUUGUUGGAUGAUACACGGAGGAAUCAGUCAGAGGGAAACAAACCGUGGUGGGCAGGGGCAGGGGCAGGGGCAGACAAAGGGUGACGGGUGCCGACGUCAGGAGUGCCAUGUGGGUUUGGUUGCCAAGGGACAAACAAUCAUUUUUUAGGGGGUUUCAUGAAGGGCCCAAACAAGCGACGCAUGUACGUAUUCAAGUCGACAGGAGAUCCUGAUGUAGUACCACGAUACUCCCGAACACGAGCACCUACCUCCCAAAGCGACCCUUGUGUACACCCGGUGCGAAACGACUACAUUUGUUUGUCUGUUGCGUAUUUACUUUGUUGUUUGGAGGGGGACGGGGGGGGCGCAAUUUUACAGCCUGUCUAUUUCGGUCUUUAUUUUUAGAACGCAGAAGAUCUCGAACCCCCUGGUUUGGUAUAUAUACUACAGGUCGGACUCUUUGUUGGAUGCGGUCAAAUCAACGAUUGUUUCAGUGUC
Molecule: messenger RNA, 5690 nt
Organism: Ectocarpus siliculosus
Lineage: Eukaryota; Phaeophyceae; Ectocarpales; Ectocarpaceae
Source: the annotation of a GenBank genome assembly